GCCCAGGUUGGGGCUUCUUACUUUCCCCAUGCCUCUGAGAGACCCCGUCACCAUGUCGCCAUCCGCCCCCGAAGCGAAGUCGAAGAAGGACGGCUCAGCGGCCGCCCUAGUCGCGCCAGCAGCGACAGCGACCAGCUCAAGCUCCAGCGUCGGCGUUGGCUCCUCCCACGAUGCGGCCAGCGGGCCCCUCGGCUACGUAGCGGCGUCCAUACCGGCGCUGCAGAUCCAGAUCUUCGCCGUGUUCUUCAGCCAGCUGGUGCAGGAUCCCGUGGCCACCAUGGGGCGCUCCAUGCUCCCCAUAAUGGUCAUUAUCCAAGUCGCCUACGCUGUCCUCUUCCUGCCUGUCGCCGGCUCCUCGAGGUCGCAGCGCAAGACGCGCCCAGGCGAGAAGAAGAAGGCUGGCCCCGCCGGCAGUGAGCCGAACAUCAUAAUGGCCGCUCUCCUCUCACUCCUCCUCACCCUGAUCGCGACGCCACCUCUGCACGCCACCAUGGUGCUCUUCGGCGCACCCUUUCUCACCCACGUACCACACACAUUCCUCUGCGCCGCGCACCUCUCGAUUCUCGCCCUCUUCCCUCUCUUCUACACGCGCGGCGUCGAUGCCGCCGCCUGGCGCGCCCUUGUCGGGCUUCGGGCGCCCUUUGAUGAGUCGGUCGGUGCGCUCGCGGGCGCGUUUCUUGGCGCCUGGCUCGGCGCUGUGCCCAUCCCGCUCGACUGGGAUCGUGACUGGCAGCGCUGGCCCGUCACCGUCCUCGCCGGCGUCUAUGCAGGCUACACCAUCGGAUCUUACGCUGGUAGGACUGUACUGAAAGGGAGGAGAUUUUGAAGGGGGAUAUGGUACUACGGCGCGGGCGCCUGUGAGCCCCUCGAAAGGCAUAAACAAGGUCAUUGCUGCAUGCGACAGGGCCAACCUGCGCCAUGGUCUUUUGUGACGGUAGUAGGCUGCUUAGCCCACGCAGGUUUUUGCUCCUGAACACAGGCUGUUCGUGAAUGGGGACGAACCCUCUAUGUAUCGAAUGUACAUGGCACUAGAAUUUCUCAGCGUCGGAGCAUAGGUACACCCGGGGGACAAAAGUACCGCUCGUUUUUCCAAAACAAAAAAAAAAAUUCACCGCCAAAUUGUGCAAGGAAUACCAGCGCCC
Gaeumannomyces tritici R3-111a-1 is the source of this 1142-nucleotide messenger RNA. Its product is annotated as glycosylphosphatidylinositol anchor biosynthesis protein 11. The coding region runs from base 29 to 826 and encodes 265 amino acids. Lineage: Eukaryota; Fungi; Ascomycota; Sordariomycetes; Magnaporthales; Magnaporthaceae. Gene Ontology annotation, cellular component: endoplasmic reticulum membrane. The transcript is spliced from 2 exons. The record is from RefSeq and is a predicted model, not a curated record. Gene Ontology annotation, biological process: GPI anchor biosynthetic process.